GUUUGUUGUGAAGUGUUAAUUGAGAGCCAACAUCUACAUGCUGUGUCUCAUGCUUGCCUACAGAUUCACAGAUUCAUCUUUCCUUUCCACAACAAACUUCUACUACGAGGCACUCUCGCCAUCAAAAUAUUGAACUGUAUGAGAAUGGCCGAGAACCCUUUGAACGUCGUAAUUGUUGGAGGUUCCCUCACUGCCCUUUUCCAUGGAAUCGUCCUUCGGAGACUUGAACAUAAUGUUCGAAUCCUCGAACGCAAUCCCCUUUCUCAACAAAUGAGUCUUGGGGCUGGUAUAGCUGCCAUGGAACAUGCCCAAUCAUUCAUUGAGAAAUAUGACGGGACUAAGACACCAUACUCUGUAACGAGUCCAAACGUCCAAUACCUCGAUCAGAAUGUCAAAGUUAAAAGCACGUGGAACAUCUCCAUCGCAAUGACCAGUUGGAAAAUUCUAUAUUACGUCAUGAGAGCCAAUUUUGACGGUUUGACAAGUGACAUCUGUGCUCAACCUCCCAAGCUCGCGGAACAGCGGGGCUCGGCUGUCUACGAACACGGGAAGGAAGUGACUGAAGCCGAAUACAAAGAUGGGCUGGUCACUAUCAAUUAUCGCGAUACGGGAACCGAAACAUAUGGGACGGUUCACGCUGAUCUUGUUCUUGUAGCUGAUGGUUCUUCAUCGAAAAUACGCCAGGCUUUGCAGCCAAAUUUAAAGAUUAGCUAUGCUGGGUAUGUGGCCUGGAGAGGAACUGCGCUAGAAAGUGAGAUUUCCGAGAAAACGAAAAUAACGUUUGCGUAUAAGACGACGUUCUUCGCAUAUAAGGGAGGCUACAUUGUUCUCUAUACCAUUCCAGGAGAAGAUGGAAAUAUAUCUCCUGGCCACCGACAACUCAAUUGGGUCUGGUACAAUCAACACCCCGAGAGCUCACAGGAGUACAUCGACGUGAUGACGGAUGUUGAUGGGCAUAGACACCGCAGUACCUUACCCAUUGGGAAAGUGGAUCCCCAAAAAUGGAACAAGCAGAAAGCUCUAGCACUCUCAAUCCUCCCCGAACCCUUUGCUGAAAUGGUUCAAAAGACCAGCAGACCCUUUAUCUCCGCGAUCAACGAUCGCGAAAUCGCCAAGCCGUCUAUGUUUGAUGGAAAAGUACUUUUCGUAGGCGAUUCCAUUGCGUCGUUUCGUCCGCAUGUGGCUUCGAGCACGAAUCAGGCGGCGCUGGGUGCGCAGCUGCUUGAACGGUUGAUGAAGGGUGAGAUUAGUGCGAAAGAAUGGGAGGCUAAGGUUCUUGGUUUUGCAUCUUUUACGAAAGUGCGGAGUGAACUUUGGGGUGCGUAUUACGUAUUUGGGGUUGCAACGCCAAUUUUUGUGUCGACUUUCUUUCGGUAUUGGAAGACUGUUGUUGUGCAAGCUGUCUGGAGGCGUCUUUAUGGUUAGUUCUUGACUAGCUCAAUGGAUGGCAUGUUUUAUUUCGUUGGUUGAAAACUCUUGCCUCUCAGGUGCUAGGUGUUUCGUGUGUAGAAUCUUCUAUGUCUUUUUCUUCCAACGUGGCAUUGGGGGAGAGAAUCCGUCGAGCUUACGGGAAUGAUGAUGUGUGGGUGGGAAGAAGGGUAGGAUAGGGACGAGAUAUAAAUGCUUUGGUGUGGAAGAUCCCCUUGAAUAGAGAUUCUCUCAUGUGAAUAAAAUAUACCGCAUAUCAGAAUAUCAAAAUAUAACCCCGAGUAUAUAUUGAUGCAUAAGUAGCAGCACCAACAAUUGAACCUCAAAUCCGAACUGGAAGAUUCAAAGCAUCUCACUAUCCAACUUAAUCAAGCCCAGUAUUAAAAAAACAAAAAAAAAACGUCUGCUUGCUCAAUCUGAACUGUCACAUUCGAGGUAUUCAAUCGUCCAAUUUGAAGUGACAUUUCCAAAGCAUUUACUUCCUCAUUCUCCCACGUUGAAAAAUUUCAAAAUCCUUCACCCUCACCAUUCAAUAUCGAAACCGUGAAUCGAGUCCGAAAAUCAAACGUAACACCACAAAACACAAUCCAUCUCAUCCGUUGCGCAACACGCAAUGUAACAUGCUCUAUCCAUUCAAAGAUAGAAUUCCAUCCCA
Messenger RNA from Botrytis cinerea B05.10, 2083 nucleotides. RefSeq lists its product as hypothetical. Lineage: Eukaryota; Fungi; Ascomycota; Leotiomycetes; Helotiales; Sclerotiniaceae. The transcript is spliced from 4 exons. The record is from RefSeq and is a predicted model, not a curated record. The coding region runs from base 139 to 1425 and encodes 428 amino acids.